GAUAAAAUGCACUAUCCAGUGUCCACCCGGACCACCCCCUUAUCCAGUUUCUCCUCUCUGCACAGAACAUUCAAAACAAUGGCGGCAUUUGAAGCUGCACUGUCUGUCUCCUCCCUCUACUCUUCUUCUUUUUCUUCUUAUUCCUCUAAAUUCUUCGCGUCCCCCAAACCAUCCACCUCCCUGACGCUUCAUAUUUCCAAUUAUAUCCCUCCCAUUUCCCGCAAUUUUCUGUAUUCUUCUCCCCCAUGCAUCCGCAACAACCCCACAAGAAAACCCUUCUUUGAGCUGAUGUGCUCUGCGGUACAGGAGGUUACAGCUGAAGAAGAAGCAGUAGAAGAAAAAGCAGAGGAAACCCAAACGCAAAACCUGAAGAGAAAGCUCUACGUUGUGAAUUUGCCUUGGUCUCUCACUGUGGUGGAUAUCAAGAACCUCUUUGGCGAAUGUGGGACUGUUACAGAUGUUGAGAUUAUAAAGCAACCAAAUGGAAAGAGCAGAGGCUUUGCCUUUGUGACAAUGGCUUCUGGGGAAGAAGCUCAGGCUGUCAUUGAAAAGUUUCACUCUCAUGUAAGUUAUUUUGGUAUUUGGGUGAAUGUACUUGUAUUGACUCAAAAGAAUUCUGUUUCUCCACCUCCUCCCAACCCCCAAAUUGUGGAGACACGCUAUAAGCUUUAUGUCUCUAAUUUGGGAUGGAAAGUAAGAUCAAGCCAUCUCAGAGAUUUUGUCUCUGAAAAUUUUAAAGUUCCUGUCUCAGCCAGGGUUGUCUUUAGUGGCCCCUCCGGGAAAUCUGGUGGAUAUGGAUUUCUUUCUUUUGCUACAAAGGAGGAAGCAGAGUCUGCAGUUUCUUCUUUGAAUGGGAAGGAAUUGAUGGGCCGGCCACUAAAUCUAAAAUUUAGUGAGAAAAAUGUCAGCAACUCUGGAAGCCAAAAGGAUGAGGAAGAAAAAUUUGAGGGUCAACCAGAAGAGUUGUAAGUCCACAGACAGUCUUUAACCAAAUUGAUCUAUUUUUAUUGCAGAUUAUAAGUGGAAUCUUGGGAAAGCAGAAAUUUUGACCUCAACCACCCAUGUAGAGAGGGACUGUGUCCUCCUGUUGUCUGUAAAUUUGCAUUAGUGUCUCCUUUUGUUAUUUAUCUUUUCAGUUCUUAGAGCAGUUGUUGUUUUCUCUGUCUUGCUAAAACAACUGUUGACAUACAUAUUACUGUAUUGUUCCAGAUAGAGAGAGCAAUUAUAUAUUCUAUAUGAUUACUCAAUGGAAGCCUCUUUUACAA
Messenger RNA from Prunus dulcis (almond), 1265 nucleotides. Its product is annotated as 29 kDa ribonucleoprotein A, chloroplastic. NCBI's taxonomy places the organism in Eukaryota, Viridiplantae, Streptophyta, Magnoliopsida, Rosales, Rosaceae. The record is from RefSeq and is a predicted model, not a curated record. Gene Ontology annotation, cellular component: cytosol. The transcript is spliced from 4 exons. Gene Ontology annotation, molecular function: mRNA binding. The coding region runs from base 7 to 969 and encodes 320 amino acids.